Messenger RNA from Octopus sinensis (East Asian common octopus), 3330 nucleotides. RefSeq lists its product as uncharacterized. The coding region runs from base 477 to 3032 and encodes 851 amino acids. Gene Ontology annotation, molecular function: protein binding. The transcript has 16 exons. The record is from RefSeq and is a predicted model, not a curated record. NCBI's taxonomy places the organism in Eukaryota, Metazoa, Mollusca, Cephalopoda, Octopoda, Octopodidae.
AUGUUUUGGGUUAUAAAGGCUGUUACUUUGUGUAAAACUCGUCUGUAUGAAAACAAAUACCACACGAUAUUAUCCAACGGUAUCCUUUUUUUUUUUUUAUCCUUUAUCUUUAAAAACUUGUUUCAGCUGUUUGACUGGGGUCAGGCAGGGGCACCGCCUUCGAGGGUUUUAGACGAACGAAUUGACUCGAGGACUUACAAAGACUGAAACAAUAUUGUGACUGUAAUAAAGGAAAUAGCAAGUUUGUGUAAACGGAUCCAAAAUUACACGAGAUUAGGUGAGCAGUUGCUAUUAAGAAACAGUUUAAUACAUACAUACGUACAUAUAUAUAUAUAUAUAUAUAUAUAUAUAUAUAUAUAUAUGUACGAAUAAAAACAAAGUGUAUCUCAAGUUCUUGGCAAUGUUACCAAACUCACUCAUUCGAGAAUUCUGAGAUGGUUAUCAAAGUUCCAGAAUUCCACUAGCAUUUAGCUAAAAUGAAGAGUUACCAACUACUCCAGCUGCUUUUGGUGCUCCAUUGCUAUACACAUGGAUUUAUCUUCACUAAGAUGCCAAUAAAUGUGACAACAGAGAAGAACUCUUAUGUCGUUGGAGAUUCAGUCACUAUAUACUGUAUUUGUACCGACAAAAGUUUGUUACAAGAUAGAAACCUGUACUUUUUUGACUUGAAAAGUGACAAGCAUUUCAUCGACUCCAAUGAGACAAUACUCAAUACAUCUAUUGGUAAAACUGCCAUAAUACUAACACUGACCAAUGUUACUGAAGGGAAUUACGCAGUUGCUUGUCGUUUGACCAAUGAUACUGACCAGCUUCGUCUUGGAACAGUUUCCUUUGAUGUUGGAUAUCCACCAGAGCUGGGUGCCGUUUGGUUUGAAAAUAUGGAUUACUUCCAGUUAGCCAUCUAUGUAAAACCAAAGAAAAUUGAUUUCAACGAUUAUUGGAAAGUGACAUGGACAUUCCGAGAUCCUGAAAGAAGAAGAAUCUUCGAAGACAGCUGUCCAUGUUUGAAGCACAGCUGCCAAUGCUCAAAUCCUUUCUAUUGUAUUGUUAACGAGAAUUGCUACCUCAGAAACAGCCAAUAUCAAUUUUCUGUUGUUGGUAUUAACUUCUACGGACAGUAUAACAAAACAUAUUUUGUCAAAUCAGAUUUAACAUCAGUAAAACUUCAAUCCUUAAUCAAAAAAGAAGUCACAGCCACUGAUUCAUCUUUAACAUUUUCUUGGACGUGGUUCCUUCAGAAUCUAUUAUCACCCUAUAUUAUUCCAAUAUGUAACCUUUCAUAUAAAUCAGAAUGGAAUAAUCAAGUAACAGAAUUAAAUACUACACUUGAUAAAAUAUCCUUGGCCAAGUUAAUGCCAACUACCUUGUAUACCAUUACUCUUAAGUGUAAAUUGUCUGAGAGUCCUUACUGGAGUGACCCAGUAACUGUCCAGAACCGAACAUUGGCCAUAACUCCUGAUAUGACACUCCCUACGUUAAAUGGCAGCUACCUGGACUGGAAAUGUUUAGAUGGUGCACGCCGUUGCUUAACAGUUUUCUGGAAGCAAAUUCCUGAAUACUUCCCCAUAGAACUGAUUCAGUAUAUACAGGUCCAGGUAACUGGUACCAAUUCCAACACAUCUUAUACCAUGAAAUUGGCACCAAGCGCCGUUUCAGCAGACUUGACUUCACUCAGUAAAUAUGACUAUUAUCAUGUGAAAAUCUCCGUAGUCUUCAGAAAUGGUAAACAAUCUGCAAUGGCUUAUCAGCAUAUUCCGGAACUAAAGAUGUCAAAUGAUAAACCAGAUUUUAUUACUGUGGAGACACACAAUAAUGAAUAUUGGAUCAGAUGGAUGCCGGCGCGACCUGGAGUUUCUAAGAAUAUCAUCUGGUGUGUUAGUGAGAUACCAUUGGACAUGGUAUCGUGUAAGAAUAUUUCAUGGGUAACAACUAACGACAGCAUGUUCCACAUGUACCUCUAUAAUAAAUUUCAAAAUUCCUUAUCGGUAGCCGUGUCCUACAAUGGAAUUAAAGGUAGCAGUGGUCUCACUCAGAGUGAAUGUUUGGUGAACACAGGUAAAGUUGCCAAGCGUGGAGGUAUGCCCAAGUUAGAAAGCCCACUAAUAUUUUCUGCUAACCUGGAAGGUGAUGUUGGUCUUCAUGUUGUUCUACCUGAGGUAAAAUGUAACAAUUUACUUGGUUUACCUGCAUACUUCCAAGUUGAUUACAGUCCUGGACGCUACUGUACUAAAGGCAACAGGAAGAACAUAUCAAGGGACGGAUUAAAGCCCAGUGUUAAAAGUGUAGUACUUGAUAAUCUGUUAUCCGACACGGAUUAUGCUAUAUGCUUCAGUAUCGUGACCUCAGAAUACCAGACAGUCAGGAGUGACCCAUUUAUUGUGAGGACCGAAAAAGAUGUGUUUUUACCCAGAGUUGAAGGUCUGACAGCAGUAAAAGUGACUAACUCCAAAAUUAUGUUGAUAUGGAAACAUACAGACACAGAUAACAUCAUAACUCACUACCAAAUCAGUGUUAAGAGUGCGAAAAGCUCAACAGAACAAGUGAUGUUGGUUUCUGUCAUGAACAUGCCAAUUCAAUUCAAAAUAUUCGACUCUCUGAUGAAGUCUGUCAGUUAUGACUUCACUGUGGUUCCCUGUAACAUGAUUGGUUGUAAUGGAAAGAAGGCCCAUACCAAUUACACACUGCAUCCAAACGAAUCUAACUUGGAGCUUUUCCUCACCAUACUCACGGACCAGCAACUUUUGGUGAAUUGGACACACAACUUCCAGAGCAACCACAGUUUCUUUUAUCAUGUAGCCAUCGAAGGAAAAUAUUCAUACAUCGUAAAUGCCACUCAACAGUUUUUGCUUGAUGUCCCAUGUUCACUGGACAACGAUCAAAAUGUUGUCUUACAAGUUUCCAUUCAACUUGUUGUGGAGACUGGAAUCUUUCUUCCAGAAGUACGGAAAAAUGUUACCAUGUGUUCAAAUAGAGGAUUGAAAACUUUUAAAUUAUCAGAUGAAAAUGUGGCAUCUAGUUCAGGAGAUAGAUAGACAGACAGACAGAUAAACUGAUUUGUAUACCUAUGUUGUAGAUUGGGUUUAUUUUAUGAUAUACUAAUAUUUUUUAUAGUUCAAUUUUGAGAGAUAACUUUGCCUUUUCUUGUUCUACUAUUUUUGAUAGCAGAAAUACACUGUGGGCUAAUUGAAAUUAAGUCUUUGAAUUUCUACAGUUAUAAUAACUUAAUUUUGUCAUUUUAUACUUCUAACCAUCAAAAUUAUGUAUAUAAAAAAAAAUGAAAUUUAAUUUAAAUUUUGACCUGCAUUAUUUUUGCAAAAGCUUAAGAUAAUA